AUGCCCGCGGGCACAUGCGCCUUCAAGCAUCCCUUCCACUCGGGAUCGAGGCCUGACGAGAGGCAGGAAUCAAUGGGAAGCUCCGGUCCCAGGCAGCCUGCGUCCCUGAGAGACUGGGUCCAGGGAGGGGCCAAGGCCACGACGCAUGCCGCCCAGCCACCACGCCGCGGUUUCAGGGCCUCCGCCCCGCUCCUCAAGGACUACUACUCCGUGCUGGGGGUGGGGCGCACCGCCUCGGACUCGGAGAUCAAGAAGGCCUACUACCAGCUGGCCAAGAAGUUCCAUCCUGACACCAACAAGGACGAACCAGGCGCGGCGGCCAAGUUCCAGGAGGCUCAGCAGGCGUACGACACGCUGCGAGACCCCCAAAAGCGCACCGCCUACGACCAGUACGGCCACGAUGCGUAUCGCAACAUGGAGUCCGGGGGAGGGCCCGGGCCGGGCGGCUUCGGCGGGCCCUUUGGGGGUGGGGUGGAGGUGGACCCCGAGGACCUCUUUGGCGCCUUUUUCAGGGGUGGCCAGGGUUUCCAGUCCUUCCACUUUGGCCACGGCUUUGGCAAUGCGGGCGGGCGGACUCGCCGCCCGCAGCGCGGCGCGGACCUGCAGACCCGCCUGCGCAUCAGCUUUGCGGACGCGAUGAAGGGCAUCACCCACCGGAUGGACCUGUCCGGCACGGGCGCAGGCGGCCCCUCCCAGGUGGAGGUGGCGCCCUCCCGCGUUUUCACCCGCGACGGCUAUGACCUGUACGUGGAGGCACCGGUGGACAUGGUGGACGCCACGCUGGGGACCACUAUCGAGGUGCCAACCAUCGACGGGCGGGCGGAGGUGACGGUGCGGCCGGGGACGCAGGCGGACGACAAGCUGCGGAUGCGCGGGUAUGGCGUGCCACAGGACGCUGCCGGCCUGCCUGGAAAGCGCGGCGACCAGUAUGUGGUGGUUCGGCUGCGCGUGCCGAGGACCCUCACCCCCUUUCAGCGGCAGUGUCUGGAGGACUACCGCCGCGGCGAGCGGCAGGCGGCGCCGCAGCAGCCCUCUGGAGCGGCGGCGGGAGCCAAGGGCGGGGCUGACACGGCGUCAGGGAAGGCGUCAGAGGGGAAGUCGUCCGGGACGUCGGCCAGGGCGGACGAGCCGGCUGACAAGAAGAAUGCGGACAAGGGAUCUGGAAAGGCCGGGAGUGACAAGCCCAAGAGCGUGUUCGACUGGUUCAAGGGGUCCUGA
Molecule: messenger RNA, 1218 nt
Organism: Auxenochlorella protothecoides
Lineage: Eukaryota; Viridiplantae; Chlorophyta; Trebouxiophyceae; Chlorellales; Chlorellaceae
Product: DnAJ-like protein
Exons: 5
Coding region: 1-1218 (405 amino acids)
Biological process (GO): protein folding
Source: RefSeq, a predicted model, not a curated record